AUGAAUAUCUUUGAAACCUAUUAUUCAGACCCACUAAUUUUAACCGAAUCUUCUUCUUCAUCAUCAUCAUCAUCAUCUGAUGAGGAAAUUAUUUUAGCUUCCAAUAACCCAAAAAGGCCAGCUGGCAGGAAGAAGUUUCGAGAAACUCGACAUCCGAUAUACAGGGGAAUCAGGAUGAGGAAUUCAGGAAAAUGGGUUUGUGAAGUUAGAGAACCAAAUAAGAAAUCAAGGAUUUGGCUUGGUACUUUUCCUACUGCUGAAAUGGCAGCAAGAGCUCAUGACGUGGCAGCUUUAGCAUUAAGGGGCCGUUCUGCUUGUUUGAAUUUCGCUGAUUCUGCUUGGAGGUUGCCUAUCCCGGCUUCCUCCAACUCUAAUGAUAUUCAAAAGGCGGCCGCUGAGGCCGCCGAAAUCUUCCGAUCAUCAUCAUCAUCAGAAGAGUCGGAAGAAAUUUCAGGAGAAUCUGAUAACAGUACUCCUGAAACGCCAGAAAAUGCAUUUUUUAUGAACGAUGAAGUGCAAGAGAGUAGCUUCUUCAUUGAUGAGGAAGCGCUCUUUUUCAUGCCAGGAUUAAUUGCAAAUAUGGCGGAAGGACUAAUGCUACCUCCACCUCAAUGUGCAGAAAUGGGAGAUCAUUAUGUGGAAGCUGAUGCCUACAUGACUUUAUGGAAUUAUUCUAUCUAAAUAGUACAAUUUCUUAAAUUACUAG
Solanum verrucosum is the source of this 706-nucleotide messenger RNA. RefSeq names its product dehydration-responsive element-binding protein 1A-like. The transcript has a single exon. The record is from RefSeq and is a predicted model, not a curated record. The coding region runs from base 1 to 681 and encodes 226 amino acids. Gene Ontology annotation, molecular function: DNA-binding transcription factor activity; DNA binding. Lineage: Eukaryota; Viridiplantae; Streptophyta; Magnoliopsida; Solanales; Solanaceae. Gene Ontology annotation, biological process: regulation of DNA-templated transcription.